Molecule: messenger RNA, 3429 nt
Organism: Phyllostomus discolor (pale spear-nosed bat)
Lineage: Eukaryota; Metazoa; Chordata; Mammalia; Chiroptera; Phyllostomidae
Gene: GRK2
Product: G protein-coupled receptor kinase 2
Exons: 21
Coding region: 237-2306 (689 amino acids)
Biological process (GO): regulation of signal transduction; regulation of the force of heart contraction; protein phosphorylation
Molecular function (GO): ATP binding; G protein-coupled receptor binding; G protein-coupled receptor kinase activity
Source: RefSeq, a predicted model, not a curated record
CGGCGGCGGCCCGACUGCAGUCCCGGCGGGAGCGGAGCGAGCCGGGGCCGGGCCCGAGCCGGCGCCAUGGGGCGGCGCCGCCUGUGAGCCGCGGCGAGCGGAGCCGCGGGCGCCGAGCGGGGCCGGGCGGGCGGCGGCGCCCGAGGCCGACGGAGCGGCCGGGCCGGGCCGAGCGCGCCGAGGCGAGCGGAGCGGAGCGGAGCUGAGCGGCGGGAGAGGCCGCCGCCGCCGCCAAGAUGGCGGACCUGGAGGCGGUGCUGGCCGACGUGAGCUACCUGAUGGCCAUGGAGAAGAGCAAGGCCACGCCGGCCGCGCGCGCCAGCAAGAAGAUCCUGCUGCCCGAGCCCAGCAUCCGCAGUGUCAUGCAGAAGUACCUGGAGGACCGGGGCGAGGUGACCUUUGAGAAGAUCUUCUCCCAGAAGCUGGGCUACCUGCUCUUCCGGGACUUCUGCCUGAAACACCUGGAGGAGGCCAAGCCCCUGGUGGAGUUCUAUGAGGAGAUCAAGAGAUACGAGAAGCUGGAGACGGAGGAGGAGCGCCUGACCUGCAGCCGGGAGAUCUUCGACAUGUACAUCAUGAAGGAGCUGCUGGCCUGCUCGCACCCCUUCUCGAAAAGUGCCAUCGAGCACGUCCAGGGCCACCUGGCGAAGAGGCAGGUGCCUCCGGAUCUCUUCCAGCCCUACAUCGAAGAGAUCUGUCAGAACCUCCGGGGGGACGUGUUCCAGAAGUUCAUCGAGAGCGAUAAGUUCACACGGUUUUGCCAGUGGAAGAACGUAGAACUCAACAUCCACCUGACCAUGAACGACUUCAGCGUGCACCGCAUCAUCGGCCGAGGGGGCUUCGGCGAGGUCUACGGGUGCCGGAAGGCCGACACGGGCAAGAUGUACGCCAUGAAGUGUCUGGACAAGAAGCGCAUCAAGAUGAAGCAGGGGGAGACCCUGGCCCUGAACGAGCGCAUCAUGCUGUCCCUUGUCAGCACUGGGGACUGCCCGUUCAUCGUCUGCAUGUCGUACGCCUUCCACACGCCGGACAAGCUCAGCUUCAUCCUGGAUCUCAUGAACGGUGGGGACCUGCACUACCACCUGUCGCAGCACGGGGUCUUCUCCGAGGCCGACAUGCGCUUCUACGCGGCGGAGAUCAUCCUGGGCCUGGAGCACAUGCACAACCGCUUCGUGGUCUACAGGGACCUGAAGCCCGCCAACAUCCUGCUGGACGAGCACGGCCACGUGCGCAUCUCGGACCUGGGCCUGGCCUGCGACUUCUCCAAGAAGAAGCCCCACGCCAGCGUAGGCACCCACGGGUACAUGGCGCCGGAGGUGCUGCAGAAGGGCGUGGCCUACGACAGCAGCGCCGACUGGUUCUCCCUGGGCUGCAUGCUCUUCAAGCUGCUCCGGGGGCACAGUCCGUUCCGGCAGCACAAGACCAAAGACAAGCACGAGAUCGACCGCAUGACGCUGACCAUGGCCGUGGAGCUGCCGGACUCCUUCUCCCCCGAACUCCGCUCCUUGCUGGAGGGGCUCCUGCAGAGGGAUGUCCACCGGAGGCUGGGCUGCCAGGGCCGAGGGGCCCAGGAGGUGAAGGAGAGCCCCUUCUUCCGCUCCCUGGACUGGCAGAUGGUCUUCUUGCAGAAGUACCCGCCCCCGCUGAUCCCCCCGCGCGGGGAGGUGAACGCCGCCGACGCCUUCGACAUCGGCUCCUUUGACGAGGAGGACACGAAAGGGAUCAAGUUACUGGACAGCGACCAGGAGCUCUACCGCAACUUCCCCCUCACCAUCUCCGAGCGGUGGCAGCAGGAGGUGGCCGAGACUGUCUUCGACACCAUCAACGCGGAGACGGACCGGCUGGAGGCCCGCAAGAAAACCAAAAACAAGCAGCUGGGCCACGAGGAAGACUACGCCCUGGGCAAGGACUGCAUCAUGCACGGCUACAUGUCCAAGAUGGGCAACCCCUUCCUGACCCAGUGGCAGCGGCGGUACUUCUACCUGUUCCCCAACCGGCUGGAGUGGCGGGGCGAGGGCGAGGCCCCGCAGAGCCUGCUGACCAUGGAGGAGAUCCAGUCGGUGGAGGAGACGCAGAUCAAGGAGCGGAAGUGCCUGCUUCUCAAGAUCCGCAGCGGGAAACAGUUCGUCCUGCAGUGCGACAGCGACCCGGAGCUGGUCCAGUGGAAGAAGGAGCUGCGUGACGCCUACCGCGAGGCCCAGCAGCUGGUGCAGCGCGUGCCCAAGAUGAAGAACAAGGCCCGCUCGCCCGUGGUGGAGCUGAGCAAGGUGCCGCUGGUCCAGCGCGGCAGCGCCAACGGCCUCUGACCCCCGCCCGCCCGCCUUUUAUAAACCUCUAAUUUAUUUUGUCGAAUUUUUAUUAUUUGUCUUCCCGCAAAGCGGAAAAGGUUUUAUUUUGUAAUUAUUGUGAUUUCCUGUGGCCCCAGCCCCCGGGGAGGGGCCCGCUUGCCUCGGCUCCUGCCGCCGCCAGCCCAGCCACCCUCCAGCCACCCUCGGCCCUGCUGCCCAGGGGGUGCCCGCCCCCAGCGUCUUCCCGUGGGCAGGGGUGGGGGGAGCAGCAGCCCCCAGCAGCCCCUGCCCCUUCCUGGGGACAGUGCUGCGUCAGGCCCCACGGGCUGUGCCCGCACCCGUGGCACGGUGACGUGGCUCGGGGUCCCCGCCCCCGGGGAGGUGCAGCACGGGAAGACUGCCUGACUCUCCCCACCCCGACCCCCCCCCCCCCCCCCCCGUGACAGGGACACAGCCCUGCACCGACCGUCCUGCCUCCGGCCGGUUGGAGGAGCAGUCCUUGUCUCCCUGCCCCUGGGGCCACCGCGGUGACUCGGACCCCUGUCCCCUCACUGGGGAGAGUCCCCGUGUCACUGGCGGCCUUCAUUCCCACCUUCCCCGGACGCUGGGGCUGCGCCAGGAGGGUGGCGUCGGUGGUGGCAGCACCUGCUGCUGCCGCCACAGCCCCGCGCUUCCGCCCGCCCCAAGCGCCCGGGCUCAGGGACCACAGAAAGGCAACUGCGGGUUGCGCCACCCUGGUCCAGCCUGGCCCCGAGGCCCCUCUGUCCCCGGACCGGGCGAGGCCCUGUCCUCCAGGACCACAGGGGCCAGCCUGGGUGGCCUGGGUGGCCCGGCGGCACAGCGGGAGGGGCCCGGCGGGCCAGCCCUCGCCACCGCAGGCCGGCCAGUGUGCCCCCCGGGCUGCCCGGCCCCCCGCCCCGUGUCCCGUCAGUGCCACCGCCCACAGGGCGCCCCCUCGCCCACCGCAUGCCCCCUCGUGCCCGUCGCGCUGCCGUCCGUGGUGUCGAGCCUUCUCCCCCAGGGGCUGGGUCGGCUCACCCCCCAUCUGCUCACUCCCUGGGGCGUUUCUUUGCCGAUUUUUGAAUGUGAUUUUAAAGUGGAAAAAUGAGACUAUGCGUUUUUAUAAAAAAAUGGUGCCUGA